ACUCCGUUAUGUUCAGAUGCUGUAUUGUGGCAGAAGAAGGCCACUCCUAUUGUGCGUACUUCCAACUCCAAAUCGUGAACGUCCAACUCCCCAUGGACUGGUUCAAAAAACACCGUCAGCGGCAUCCUGACCAGCAGCAUGAGGCUCCGCCAGGUGCUCCCCCUGGAUGGGCACCUGCAGUAGAGCAAUCAUGCACGUACGGUCUUCAGAACGAAGCUUCAGAUGAAAGUUACGAGAAAGCCCUGGAAUUCUGUGAGAGACAUCCUGUUGAAUCGUCAACAAUUCUACCCUCUUGGACCAUCGCGGACAUCGAUAGCAAUGGAUGCUCAGAAUGGCGAAUCCAAGUUCACGACUCUUCCCCUGUCGCCGUAGUCCAUAAUUCAGACGGGAAGGGCGGACUCUCGCAAAUACGUUCAAGGACAGGCUGCCCAGAUACAUGUCUCCUCAGCAACCUGCCAAUAGUCGCUGGUCAAUAUCACUUUCCCAACGAUGGUGGAGUGUACUUUGAGAUCACUGUAAACAAAAUGACAGACCCAAACAAAGGAGGCGUAAUCGCAAUUGGCACUGCUUGCAGACCGUACCCCUCGUGGAGGCUCCCUGGCUGGAAUCGAUUGAGUGCAGGGCUUCACCUCGACGACUUCCACAAAUUCUUUGAGGAUCCAGAGGGCGGACGCCCCUACUUCCCAGGCUCCCCACCCAUUACGUCUGUCGUUGGCCACACAAUCGGUUGCGGAUAUUCUUUCCACACAGGUACAAUGUUCUUCACAAUCGACGGUCAACGCCUGCCAGAUGCGUUUACCGGGGUAUAUUUGCAGAACCGCUGCGAGAUUGAUGUGUACGCCGCUGUGGGUGUGUCUGGGGAGUGUGACGUUUCUGUAAAUUUUGGUGGUAGCUCUUUCAAGUGGCUGGAAGGAAAUGAGUGGAGAUGGAGGGUUGAUAGGCAGGUGAGAAAGCUUGGAGAUGAUGUUGGAGAGCAGGAGGAACUGCCGGCGUACAGUGCACGCUAGUACAUUUCUUGGACUGUCAGCCUAGACAGAUAGACGAAACGGACUUGUGUUUAAAAGUGAUAGUACCAGAUUGAAACCCUAUCGGUUGUUGCAGUCA
Suillus clintonianus is the source of this 1104-nucleotide messenger RNA. RefSeq lists its product as uncharacterized. The coding region runs from base 9 to 1007 and encodes 332 amino acids. The transcript is spliced from 2 exons. The record is from RefSeq and is a predicted model, not a curated record. Gene Ontology annotation, molecular function: protein binding. NCBI's taxonomy places the organism in Eukaryota, Fungi, Basidiomycota, Agaricomycetes, Boletales, Suillaceae.